Miscanthus lutarioriparius is the source of this 2415-nucleotide messenger RNA. NCBI's taxonomy places the organism in Eukaryota, Viridiplantae, Streptophyta, Magnoliopsida, Poales, Poaceae. The record is from the annotation of a GenBank genome assembly.
AUGGGCCAUCAAAGAACGCCUCUUUUCUUAACCAACCAGUAUACACGCUUGGGCUUGAGCAUGGCCUCUUACAAUUUCUCAAUCACUACAGCCCAAAAGUCAAAAGACCUCCAGGUUGGCCGCGCCGUCACACGGUCACACCGCACGCGCGCUGUCCUCCGCUGCGGGCUGCGGCUGCAAGCGGGCCGUGUCAUGCCGGCGUCGCCAUGGCCGACCCCUCGCUCCGUGCGGCAAGCGUCCCAGCUCCACGCCAUCCUCACCACAUCCGGCUGCAUUGCCCAACGGCCCUCCGCCGAGCACCUCCUCAACUCGCUCACCAACUGCCUCUCCGCCCCGCGCCACCUGCGCUACGUGCUAAGCCUGUUCGACCGAUUGCCGCACCCCACCACUUUCCUCCACGACACCGCCCUCCGUGCCUGCCUCCAGGCUUCCGCCGGCGCAGACCAUCCCGUCCUCCUCCUCCGCCGCAUGCGCCGCGGGGGCGUCCGCACGAGCGCCUUCACGUUCCACUUCGUCUUCCGGUGCUGCGCCGCCGGCGCCGGCGCUGGGCUCUGCCGGAUGCUGCACGCCGCGUGCCUCCGGACCAUGCUCCCCUCCGCCGCGCGGAUCGUGGCGAACCCCCUCAUCCACAUGUACGCCUCGCUGGGGCUCACGGACGACGCCCACCGGGCGUUCGAUGAGAUGCCUGUCAAGGACGCGGUCGUGUGGGCCACGGUGAUCGGCGGGCUGGUCAGGUGGGGGCUACUCGAUGAAGCGCGGAGGCUCCUCGUGCAGGCACCGGAGAGGAACGUGGUCUCGUGGACUAGUUUGAUUGCUGGGUACUCGCGUGCUGGCCGGCCUGCUGAUGCCGUGUAUUGCUUCAACUGCAUGCUUUCAGAUGGUGUCGAGCCGGAUGAAGUCGCGGUGAUUGGCGCUCUCUCGGCAUGUUCGAAGCUCAAGAAUUUGGAGCUUGGGCGCUUUCUGCACUUGCUGGUUGGGAAGAAGAGGAUGCGGAUGGCUGACAAUCUUGUUGUUGCGCUCAUCAACAUGUAUGCCAAAUGUGGUGACAUUGCCCAAGCACAGGCGGUCUUUGACGCUGUGGGAAGGGGCCAAAAGCCUGAGCCAUGGAAUGCUAUCAUUGACGGGUACUGCAAGCUUGGCCAUGUUGAUAUUGCAAGGUCUCUGUUUGAUCAAAUGGGCGCCCGUGAUGUCAUCACAUUCAACUCGAUGAUCACUGGAUACAUCCACAGUGGCCGGCUUAGAGACGCAUUACAGUUGUUCAUGCAGAUGAGGAGACACGGCAUGCGUGCUGAUAAUUUUACCGUGGUGAGCCUUCUCACUGCUUGUGCGAGCUUAGGUGCACUGCCACAGGGCAGGGCUUUGCAUGCUUCAAUCGAACAGAGGAUAGCAGAGGAAGAUGUCUACCUUGGAACUGCACUUGUGGACAUGUACAUGAAAUGUGGGAGGGUGGAUGUGGCAACCGCUGUGUUCCAUCGCAUGGGUGAAAGAGACGUUCACACUUGGAGUGCCAUGAUCGCAGGUCUUGCAUUCAAUGGGAUGGGUAAGGAUGCUCUGGAGUCUUUCUGCCAGAUGAAGCGUGAUGGUUUUCAGCCCACCUCAGUUACCUACAUUGCUGUUCUGACUGCAUGCAGCCACUCGAGUUUGCUUAAUGAAGGUCGUCUGCACUUCAACGAGAUGAGAUCGUUGCACAAAUUACACCCUCAGGUUGAGCAUUAUGGCUGCAUGAUAGAUUUGCUUGCUCGCAGUGGGCUCUUGGAUGAAGCUAUGCAUCUUGUUCAGACCAUGCCAAUGCAACCAAAUGCCGUCAUAUGGGGCUCCAUCUUGAGUGCUUGCAGAGUCCACAAAAACAUUGACCUAGCCCGACAUGCUGCGGAGCAUCUUCUGAAGUUAGCGCCUGAGGAGGAUGCUGUCUAUGUCCAGUGGUAUAACAUAUACAUAGACUCUAGACAAUGGGUAGAUGCAAAAAGAAUAAGGAUGUUGAUGGAAGAACAGGGAGUUAAGAAGACGGCAGGGUACAGCUCGAUUACUGUGGCUGGGCAGGUACACAAGUUUGUUGUCAAUGACCAAUCGCAUCCUCGGACAUUAGAGAUCAUCACGAUGGUGGAGGAAAUUGCACGCAGGCUGAAGUCUGUGGGUUAUUCUCCAGCUACGUCAAGGAUAGCAGUGGACGUUGACGAGGAAGAGAAAGAACAGGCACUUUUAGCACACAGUGAGAAGAUAGCCAUUGCUUUUGGUCUCAUUAGCCUUCCACCGAACUUACCGAUUCAUAUCAUGAAGAACCUGAGAGUCUGUGAGGACUGCCACUCUGCAAUCAAGUUAAUCUCUCAGCUUUGGAACCGGGAAAUCAUUGUUAGAGAUCGGAGUAGGUUCCACCAUUUCCGAGAUGGAGCAUGUUCUUGCAAUGAUUUUUGGUGA